AUGGAUAAAAACAACAGCGGAUUAUCACUCCAAUCGAUGGAAUCUAAAUCAUGGUUUCCACGUGAAGAUUCUACUGAAAGAAUCGUAAGUUCCGAGAACAAGGAGCUGAAUUGGACCGUCCAACGUAUACUUAUUUCUGCAAUAGACACGAUUAAUCAUAUAUUGAUUGGAUUGGUGACAUUAUAUAUUGUAUAUCACGCAACAAAGGAAUAUUCCGUAACAAAUGUACAUGUAAUCCUCUGCACUAUCGGUUACGUUCUGUUGAUGUCGGAGGCAAUUCUUGUCCUCGCCAAUGACAACAUGUUGACCGCUUCUUUGUCGCGUCCCGUCAAAAAACAUCUUCAUUGGAUUCUUCAAGUUACUGGGCUAAUCCUGAUUUUUAUCGGCAUAGGCGUGAUGUAUAACAGCAAAUCAGUGCACUUCCUCUCAAACCAUAGUAUUGCAGGCAUCUCUUCAUUGAUUAUCAUCUGUGUAGUAGUUCUCUUCGGAUAUCCGGUAUGGAUCGCAUGGAAACUUCGAAAGUUUGUACGACCAAUGAUUAUCAAAUUUCUUCAUAAUAUUUUGGCUAUCACCGGCUUUAUCAUCGGUAUGGUUUCUCAAUGUUAUGGUUACAAAAAAAGCUGGGUAUAUCGUGAAACGAAAAUGAAGCAUGCCGACGAUACGUUACUUGUUCUCACGAUAUUGAUCACGAUAUUAUCUUUAAGGAGUGCGCUCAACUCUCUUUAUAGACAAGCUGUCAAUUAUUUGAAAUUAAUUUGCUCUUUUACCUAAUAUUCAAGAAUGUUGAAGUGCUAAA
Messenger RNA from Cyphomyrmex costatus, 796 nucleotides. Its product is annotated as cytochrome b561 domain-containing protein 2. Bases 1 to 771 code for a protein of 256 amino acids. The transcript has 2 exons. Gene Ontology annotation, molecular function: transmembrane monodehydroascorbate reductase activity. Lineage: Eukaryota; Metazoa; Arthropoda; Insecta; Hymenoptera; Formicidae. The record is from RefSeq and is a predicted model, not a curated record.